AUGGCUGCCACGGAUAAGCACCCUACCUUCAAAACCCCUACCUUCGAUCUACCGGCACCAAGCAGUGCUGGGGAAAGCUCAACACUAAAUGAUUCCAAUGGCGACUGGGAAAAGGCAUCCACAGUCCACCCAGAAGACGAAGCGCAACAACGAGUCCGCCAUUUGGAUCACGAGAAGACUGAACAAAAUGCCAAACACGACUCACACGGCUCCGAACCGCAAACUUUUGACAAAAUCGAAAUUACGGAAGCCGAUUGUGAAAAGGAUCUUGGUUUUGCCUUCCCGGAGUGGAAAAAAUGGACCAUUCUCACCGUGAUUUUCCUUGUUCAGCUAUCCAUGAACUUCAACACUAGUCUAUAUUCCAAUGGCUUGACUGGUAUCUCGGAGGAAUUCGGUGUCAGCGCACAGGGAGCAAGAUGUGGUGCCAUGAUCUUCUUGGUUCUUUAUGCUUUCGGUUGUGAACUGUGGGCUCCCUGGAGCGAAGAGCUUGGUCGAUGGCCAAUACUCCAGCUCUCCUUGACGCUCGUCAACAUUUGGCAGCUUCCUGUGGCCCUGGCCCCUAAUUUUGCGUCAAUCAUGGUUGGUAGAGCAUUGGGCGGUCUCAGUUCUGCGGGCGGCUCUGUGACCUUGGGAAUGAUCGCCGAUAUGUGGGAUGCAGAUACUCAACAGUACGCCGUCGCAUAUGUUGUAUUCUCCUCAGUAUUCGGCAGUGUCCUUGGUCCUAUCGUUGGCGGCUUCGUUGAACAGUAUGUCCCAAGCUGGAGAUGGACGAUCUGGAUUCAACUCAUCUUUGGCGGUGCCGUCCAGGCCGCACACUUCUUCUUUGUCCCCGAGACCCGGGCUACCAUUAUUAUGGACAAAGUCGCGAAGAAAAGACGCAAGGCCACUGGUGAAAACAUCUGGGGCCCCAACGAACUUGAGCCACUUCGUGAUCGCUUCAAUAUGAGAGAGGUUCUAAUUACCUGGAUUCGUCCAUUCAAGAUGUUCCUCACAGAACCAAUUGUGUUGACAUUGUCGCUCCUCAGUGGUUUCAGCGACGCUCUGAUCUUUAUGUUCAUCCAGUCCUUCGCUUUGGUAUAUGAACAAUGGGAUUUCCAAAUCUAUCAAGUCGGCUUGGCUUUUCUUCCCCUUGGUAUUGGAUACUUGCUGGCCUGGCUCGCGUUCAUCCCCGCUAUCAAACGCAACGUCAAGGAGAGAAGGGCAAAACCUGGCGACGAAAAGGCUCAGUAUGAAUCACGACUAUGGCUUCUUCUGUACGCAGCGCCUUGUCUCCCCAUCGGCCUGAUCGGCUUCGCCUGGACGAUUCAGGGGCCCCCGCUGCACUGGAUAGGGAGCAUGAUUUUUGCAGGAUUGGUUGGGAUAGCGAAUUAUUCGAUUUAUAUGGCCACCAUAGACUAUAUGAUCUGCGCAUACGGGCCAUAUUCUGCCUCUGCAACCGGCGGCAAUGGCUGGUCCCGAGAUUUCCUUGCUGGUGUCUUAACAAUUCCAGCCACUCCUUUCUUUGAGAAUAUUGGCGGUCGCUACCACCUCAACUACGCCGCGACAAUUCUGGCGUGUAUCUCUUUCGUUCUCGUCAUUGCGGUUUAUGUCAUCUAUUGGUAUGGACCAGCGCUUCGCAAGCGUUCUCCAUUCGCACAGCACCUUGCAAAUGCAAUGGCAGAUAGUGACAAACGUCGUCUGUCAUAUCUUCCAUCUGCGUCUGGCACUUCGGCAUCUCGGAGAUUAUCUCGCAUCAAUACAAAUGCCUCCCGCGAGGUCGAUUCGCGCCGACAAAGUCAAGCAGAAUUCGUUCGCAGACAAAGCAUGCCUAGGAUGGGGAUCAAUGAUGGUAAGAUGAGGACAUGCGAUUGUGAUUAA
Exophiala aquamarina CBS 119918 is the source of this 1857-nucleotide messenger RNA. RefSeq lists its product as uncharacterized. The transcript is spliced from 3 exons. The record is from RefSeq and is a predicted model, not a curated record. Gene Ontology annotation, molecular function: transmembrane transporter activity. Gene Ontology annotation, biological process: transmembrane transport. NCBI's taxonomy places the organism in Eukaryota, Fungi, Ascomycota, Eurotiomycetes, Chaetothyriales, Herpotrichiellaceae. The coding region runs from base 1 to 1857 and encodes 618 amino acids.